AUGAAGAAGGGAUUCCACAUUUUGUGUUCACUCUAUACAUUUUUACAGAUGGUUAUUUCUGACACAGGUUAUUUCUGGCAUAUAACCGACAUUCAUUAUGACUUUACUUAUCACGGUCGACAACUAUCCUGCAAUAAGACGAAUUUACCGGACAACGUGGGUCAGUUUGGGGAUUUCUGGUGUGACUCACCAUGGUUACUUGUAAACAGCAGUGUUCGAGUAAUGGCUGACAUCAAAUCUGAUGUGGAUUUUGUCCUUUGGACAGGAGAUACAGUUCUACAUGCCAAAAACGAAGAUCUUAGUUAUGACAUUAACGCCGGUAUUCUUGACAACGUUACUGACGUCAUUAAGACAAUGUUACCAAGUGUGCCCGUGUAUGCGACGUUUGGUAACCAUGACUACUUCCCAUAUAACCAAUUUCCACCUUACAAUAAUCUGCUGUAUAACGACACCCUUGAUAGAUGGGGGUCAUGGCUAAAUGACCUUUCUCAACAAGACAAUUUCAGAAAAGGGGCGUACUAUACACAAAAGACACGUUCUGGACUCCGGAUAGUUGGUUUGAACACUAAUUUGUACUAUACACCAAACAAGGCUAUACUCAAUUAUACAGACCCAGCCGACCAGAUUGCCUGGCUUAAUUCUUCUCUUUCACAAGCUCGCCAAAACAAGGAAAAGGUGUUGGUAACAGCUCAUAUUCCCCCAGGGGUGUACACACCCGACGGUGUUAUUUGGAUGCAUCUAAUCUACCACGAACCUCUUAUCUCGGUUCUACGGGAAUUUACAGAUAUUAUCGUCGCCAUGCACUUCGGACAUGAUCAUGCAGAUGGGUUUAAAAUUUUGAAAAAUGAGAAAGGUAAGACAGCUGUACCUAUUUUCGUUGCCCCGUCAGUUACUCCUUCACGUAACCCAGCUAUCCGACUCAUAAAGUAUGACAGGUCAACAGGCGUCCAUCUUGAAAUUGAACAAUAUUACCUUGACCUUUUAAAGGCAAACAAAAAUGGAGCCGCCAUGUGGGAGUUAGAAUACAAGACCAGUUCACACUACGGACUUGACAGACUCACUGCAGCUGACUUAUCUAAUCUUGCAGAGAAAAUGAAGGAAGCAUCGAGUAACGAGUUUAAGAAUUAUUGGAAGUUUAACAGAGUUACUCCCCCUAAAAAUCUUGCCGAGGCAUGCAAUGAUGAAUGCCACUCUUCUAUUAUUUGUGGCUUCACAGAAUUUGAUAUGGACAAUUUCAAAUCAUGCAAAGCCAGUAUGGUUUCAAAAGCAUCUAAGCCUUCAAAUUUCAUUGCAGAUGUCUUGAUCAAACUUGUUGCUGUCAGUGUUUUAUACAGUAGUGCUUAAUUCUUAUACAAAUUCAUCGGACAACUUUAUUGGA
Messenger RNA from Ruditapes philippinarum (Manila clam), 1378 nucleotides. RefSeq names its product acid sphingomyelinase-like phosphodiesterase 3a. Gene Ontology annotation, molecular function: hydrolase activity. The transcript has 6 exons. Bases 1 to 1344 code for a protein of 447 amino acids. NCBI's taxonomy places the organism in Eukaryota, Metazoa, Mollusca, Bivalvia, Venerida, Veneridae. The record is from RefSeq and is a predicted model, not a curated record.